This is a messenger RNA of Sceloporus undulatus (fence lizard), 6265 nucleotides long. It is a transcript of the gene NCOA1, whose product is annotated as nuclear receptor coactivator 1. Gene Ontology annotation, molecular function: nuclear receptor binding; protein dimerization activity. The transcript is spliced from 21 exons. Gene Ontology annotation, cellular component: nucleus. NCBI's taxonomy places the organism in Eukaryota, Metazoa, Chordata, Lepidosauria, Squamata, Phrynosomatidae. The record is from RefSeq and is a predicted model, not a curated record. Gene Ontology annotation, biological process: positive regulation of transcription by RNA polymerase II; cellular response to hormone stimulus. The coding region runs from base 287 to 4834 and encodes 1515 amino acids.
GGCUCUGGCGGCAUGUGUUGUGUUUAAUUAUCCAGUCAGCUGGUGUGGGAAUCGAGCAGCGGCUCCGCUCAGAGGCUGAGUCCUUUGCCUGUCGCAGCAGCAGCGGCAGUGUGCAGCAAAAAGAGACGACACAGGCUAAAUGUGCUCUAAACAACCGGGAGCACAUGGAGCAGAGGGUAGGUGAGAGAACCUCGCAGUGGCAGCAUGUUACACAUCAAGUUGUUGCUGAACAACCUGGGAGCACGCUUCUGUAGCUGGAGAUCGCCCAGGCGUGAACUGACUCAAGAUGAGUGGCCUUGGGAACAACUCCACAGACCCGGGACACUCAGAUUCCCAGAAGAGGAAGGGGUCGCCAUGUGACACUCUAGCCCAGAGCAAUGAGAAACGACGCAGGGAGCAAGAGAACAAAUACUUAGAAGAGCUGGCAGAUUUGCUUUCAGCCAAUAUCGGAGAGAUCGACAGCCUGAGUGUCAAACCUGACAAAUGCAAGAUUCUGAAGAAAACGGUUGAUCAGAUUCAGCAGAUGAAAAGACUUGAACAAGAAAAAACAGCUGAUGAUGAUGUCCAGAAGUCUGAUAUAUCGUCCAGCAGCCAAGGAGUGAUUGAGAAGGAAUCCCUGGGGCCUCUCCUUCUGGAGGCACUCGAUGGCUUCUUCUUUGUUGUGAAUCGUGAAGGACGGAUCGUGUUUGUGUCAGAGAAUGUGACCAGCUACUUGGGCUACAACCAGGAGGAACUCAUGAAUACCAGCGUCUACAGCAUCUUGCAUGUGGGAGACCAUGCUGAGUUUGUCAAGAAUCUCCUCCCCAAAUCACUCGUAAAUGGCGUCCCUUGGCCUCAAGAAUCCACCAGACGCAAUAGCCAUACCUUCAACUGCAGGAUGCUGACCCGUCCCCCAGAUGAGCCAGCCACAGAGAACCAGGAGGCCCGCCAGCGCUACGAGGUCAUGCAGUGCUUCACUGUGUCCCAGCCGAAACUGAUCAAGGAGGAAGGAGAAGAUUUGCAGUCCUGUCUGAUAUGCAUCGCACGGAGAUUACCUCGAUCUACAGCCCCCACCACAUCAGAAUCGUUCAUGACCAAGCAAGACACCACAGGUAAAAUAAUCUCCAUCGACACCAGUUCACUGAGAGCGGCAGGCCGAACCGGCUGGGAGGAUCUAGUGAGGAAAUGCAUCUAUGCUUUCUUCCAGCCUCAGGGCAGGGAGCCAUCUUACGCCAAGCAGCUAUUUCAGGAAGUGAUGACUCGGGGCACAGCCUUCAGCCCAUCCUACCGGUUCACAUUGAGCGACGGGACUGUACUGAGUGCUCAUACCAAGUGCAAACUCUGCUGCCCACAGAGUCCAGAGAUGCAACCUUUCAUCAUGGGCAUUCACAUCAUUGAGAGAGAACAUGGCCCGUUGUCACCUCAAGAAAACACUAACUCUGGAAUGCCUCUUCCCCGGGUGAGUCCCUCGCUGAACCCAAACAUUUCCCCAGGACAAGGCAUGCCUCUGCCUACCCCACACCCUUCUGCCAACAAUGGAAACAUGUUACCAGCCAAUCCGGGCCACCCGCCAGGCAUGGGCCUGCAUGGCAAUAGCAGUGCUGCUGCCACCACCGGCCCAGCCAGCUUUGGAUGUUCACCUGGGAGCCAGAUGGGAGCAAACGUUGCCUUAAGCCAGGGACAGGCUGGUCCCCAGAACAGCAACCAUGCCAUAAACCUCAGCAGCUCCCCAAUGAACAGUCCGGGGGUCACCCCACCACAGUUCAUGUCCCCCAGGCAUCGGGUCAGCCCAGGCCUGGUCCACCGGCCCAGAGUGCCAAGCAACCCUUUUUCUCCCACCAUGCCCACCACACACUCCCCCGUGGGUAUGGUGGGCAGCUGUGGUGCCAGCAGUACUGUCAGCAACAGGCCUUACCCAGGCACCCCAUUAAACUCCAUGCAGGGACUGACAGAAGGGCCCAGCCCCCCAGUGGGCUACUCCACCCCCUCACCUGUUUUGCGGCAGCUGAGCAACCAGAACUCGCCCAACCGGAUGAGCAUGCCACCCAUGAAAACGGAGCCAAAAGACAGCAAGGAAAUCAGCUCCAUCCUGUGUAGCAUGACCCAUUCUGACAGCGUCUCAAAUGACAGCAAGCCCUUGGACUCUAGCUUGUUGCAUGGCGGUGACAGACUUUCAGAGGGGGACAGCAAGUGCUUACAGGCCACCAGCCAAAAGCUAGUCCAACUCCUGGCUACCACAGCCCAGGAACAGUUACGGCAGGCAGACGCUGACACCAGCUGCAAAGAGCCAUUGUCUUGCACAGGCACUUCUGGUACGCCAUCCUCUGGGAACCCCGUGGGCAGUGCAUGCCCAUCCUCUCACAGCUCCCUCACAGAGCGGCACAAGAUCUUGCAUCGGCUCCUGCAGGAGGGCAGCCCGUCAGACAUUAGCUCCCUGGGCAUGGAGCAUGACAAGAAAGACAGCGUGCCCGGUGGAAAUGCCGCAGCCAUUGCUGCACAGAACCAGGCCCCAGGAACCCCAGACAUGAGGAUGGAGGCUGAUGCUAUGAAGAAGAAGGAAUCAAAGGACCAUCAGCUCCUUCGCUACCUGCUUGAUAAGGAUGAAAAAGAGCUAGUGUCUAACCCCCCCUUGAGUCUGGAUGAUGUAAAGGUGAAAGAGAAUCCGGAGCAACUGGAUCCUUGCAGUGUAGCUUCUGCCUCGUUGACUAAGCCCUCUGUUCAGGAGGAAGUGAAGCUGCAACCACAGGGACAGUUUGCCUCUGAUCUUGACCAGAUCUUGCCGUCGCUGGAAAAAGCCGCCCAGUUGCCACCAGGCCUCUGUGGAUCGGAGACAGCCGAGAGUGGUGGCAUUGCCAUAAAGUCUGAGAUCCUGACCCCUUCCCUGCAGCCUGCCACUGCGGCAAGAACACCCGCUGGGAUGAGCUCUGUUAAUGGCGGUCAGGGAAUGCAGGCCGGACGGUCCCCCUAUGAAAUCUGCGAUCCCCUGGAGCCAGUUCAGCCUAGGACUGCACCCUUCCCUGCAAUGAAUGGCAGCCCUCAUCCUGGAAUACCAUCUGAGCUUGGCAGAGGGGCCAUGCCUGGCCCAACCCCCUUCCAGCCGGACACAGGUUUGCCUGAACUAGAACUGGGAGUCACUGAUCAUCAGUUUGGACAGCCAGCAAUGGGGGAACAGAUCCCAUGGUCAGACAACUCCAUGACCUCCAUCAACCGGGGACCAAUGAGCAAGUCAGAUGACCAGUGCAUCACUUCUCAGCUGGAUGAGCUCUUGUGCCCCCCAACCACCCCAGAGGGGCGGAAUGACGAGAAAGCCCUUCUCGAGCAGCUGGUUUCCUUCCUGAGCGGCAAAGACGAGAAUGAGCUGGCAGAACUGGACCGCGCUCUUGGCAUCGACAAACUAGUCCAGGGAGGUGGCCUGGAAGCGCUGACAGAGAGGUUCCAGCCGCAGCAAGCGACACCACCCCCGCCCCCCUUGGUCAUGGAUCAGAAGCCCAGCCUGUACCCACAGCCUUACCCCUCUGCCUCGCCCACCGCCAACCUCGCUGGCCCUUUCCCGGGCAUGGUCAGGCAAAAGCAGUCCUUUGGGCCCAUGCCAGUCCAAGUCCCGCCACCUCGGGGAGCCUUCCCUACCAACAUGGGGAUGCAGCCACGGCAGACCCUUAACCGACCCCCAACAGUGCCCAACCAGUUGCGUCUGCAGCUGCAGCAAAGGCUCCAGGGACAACAGCAGCUGAUACACCAAAACCGUCAAGCCAUCCUGAACCAAUUUGCUGGGAACCCUCCAGGCAGCAUUGGCAUGAGGCCGGGCAUGCAGCAACCGAUCGCGGGGCAGCCCCCGCUCAACGCACAGAUGCUGGCCCAGCGUCAGCGUGAACUCUACAGCCAGCAGCACCGGCAGAGGCAGCUCAUGCAGCAACGGGCCAUGCUCAUGCGGCAGCAACAAAGUUUCGGGAACAACCUCCCCCCUUCAGCCGGGGUCCCUGUGCAGUUGGGGGCUGGGCGUCUCCCCCAGGCUCCCCCUCAGCAGUUCCCCUUCCCCCCCAACUACGGUACGAAUCCGGGAAACCCUCCAACCUCCACAAGCCCCUUCUCACAGCUGGCAGCAGCCAACCCAGAGGCGGCCCUGGCUAGCCGGAACAAUAUGGUGAACAGAGGGAUGAUGGGCAGCGUCGGAGGACAGUUCAGCUCCAACAUGAACCCUCAGAUGCAGCAGAACAUCUUCCAGUAUUCAGGGUCAGGAAUGAGUCAGCAAGGGGAGGCAGCCUUUGCCCCUUCGCUCAGUCCUGGGAGCCCCUUGAUGUCGCCACAGGUCCCUCCUUCUCAGAGCCCCAUGCUCCAGUCGGCACCACCCACACCGGGGUACCAGUCACCCGACAUGAAGACCUGGCAGCAAGGACCCAUGGGGAAUAACAACGUCUUUGGCCAGGCUGGGCAGACCCAGCCCUCACCAGCCCAGCAAGGAAUGUACAACAACAUGAGCAUCACAGUGUCGAUGGCUGGAGGGAAUGCCAAUGUCCAGAACAUGAAUCCAAUGGCUGGGCAGAUGCCAAUGAGCUCACUGCAGAUGCCCAGUAUGAACCAGCUGUGCUCUGAGCAGGUUAAUGACCCAGCUCUCAGACCCACAGGCCUCUACUGCAACCAGCUCUCCUCUGACCUUUUGAAAACAGAAGCUGAUGGCGCACAGCAGGUCCAGCAGGUCCAAGUGUUUGCUGACGUCCAGUGUACAGUCAACCUGGUCGGCAGAGACCCUUACCUGAACCAGCCCGGCGGCCCGGUGGGAGCACAGAAGACCACCGGGGGCUCCCAGACGCCACAGGCCCAGCAGAAAAGCCUCCUUCAGCAGCUACUGACUGAAUGAAUAGCCCGCUUUUCAAAGGAAUGUGAAAUUUAAAUAAUUAAGACGUACAGAGAUAUAUAUAAAUAUAUAAAUAUAUAUUAUAUAUUUUUCUGAGAUUUUUGAUAUCUCAAAAACUUGCAGCCAUUCUUCAGCUCUUGUAGUGUUUGGAGCAACAAAAAUAUUUUUUCCUUUUUUUUUAAGGUGUUGGAUGUCAGCAAAAAAAGUGACAAAGACGGAACAGUUGAGCCAAAAUUUACAGAUGAUCCUUAUUUUUGUAAUCAGUUGCUGGCUUCUUAUCCCUGACGGAGGUUACUUGUGGGGCAGGGAGGUGGCGGUGGUUUUGGGAUCCAGGGAAGGCGUCUUGCUGGGUGCAUGGGGAGAGGAAGAGGAUUUGAGUUCUCAGUUUCAGCUGGAUCUGUCACUGAUUUGCGCCUUCAGCAAAGCAGGGAGCCAGUGAAGAAUCAUGUCCAUCUCUUCUCUGGAAAGGGAUGUUUUUAGCUAUUCUUAAAGACAUGCCCCUCGCCAGUUGCCUGCCCUGUCCCCAAUCCGUUUGUGCAAUCAGCUUUUUCUAGCAAUCGUGAAUUUGUCAGUUUUAAAGAAAAAGGAUGAUGAUGAUGAUGAUGAUGAUGAUGAUGACAAUGACAGAGUAUUUUGACCCACCAUUCCCCCCUCCUAUGUUUUAUUACUGGUAUAUAGACAGCCUCCUUAAGUGUGAAAAAGAGGCCUCUGUGUAUAUGACAAACUGGGUGGGUGGGACCUCUCAUACAAAAACUAAUAUAAUAAUUUUUUGAAAAUAAAAUACAUGAGUACAGUUUGGGGGAUAAUUGCAAUAUUUUUAGGGGGAGGGAGGGAGGAGGGGGAAGCAACAGCCGCUCUGAGAGCAACGCACCAAGUGCUGUCCCGACUAGGACGCUCCCAUUCAUUUCUAUGGGGUUUGUGACCAGGGGGUUGGCCCAGAGCCCCACAAAUCCUGUCGAAACGAAAGGGAGAAAGUGCAGCGGGAGCCGCUCACAGCAAAGUUGCGUCCUUCGGCCACUAUUGUAGAUAUUAAAAGAAAAUCUGAUUAAAAUUAAGCAGUCAGUUCUCUGCUUUGAUUCUGUUUAACAGCCAAAGUAGCUUAAAACUAUUUAAAAAUAAGAUUGAUUAUGACUAUAAUUUUUUUUAAAAGGCAGUUCUUUAUGGAACGGGAGACAAGCUGAUUCUUUGCCCCCCGCUCAGGCCUUUCAGUGUAAAUAGCUAAAAACUUCUUGUAUAAUUUGGUUUCCUUCUCUCUUUUUAGUUAAGGGGGGGGGGUUUCGCUCUUAAAUAGCAUUGCUUUUUGGGGGGGGUGGGGAGGGUUUCUUUCUUUCCUCUUUCUCUUUCUGAAAUUUUGUUGGAUGUGUGAAAAACAAAACUGUGUAGCUUUUUGUUAAUUGAAUUUGCAAGAGUUUAAAAAAAACAAAGAGACAAAAA